AUGUUUAAGAGAUAUUUAUUACAAUACCCACGUCAAUUCCAUACGGCAAGACUUCUAAGACAAGAGUUUAAGGAUCCUUAUAAGGUCCUUGGGAUUAACAAGAACUCCAGUCAGUCCGACAUUAAGAAAGCGUACUACAAGCUGGCCAAGAAGUAUCAUCCGGAUAUAAAUAAGGAAGAAGACUCUCAGAAGAAGUUCCAUGAUUUGCAAAACGCGUAUGAAAUAUUAAGCGAUGAAGAUAAGAGGAAACAGUAUGAUCAAUUCGGUGCUGCUGCAUUCAGCCAAGCUGGUGGUGCCGGUGGACCAGGCGGUGCCUAUGGCGGUGCUGGUGCUGGUGGUGCACAAGGAUUCGGAGGCUUUGGAGGGUUCGAUUUCGGUGGAUUGAACUUUGAAGAUCUUUUCGGAAGUGCGUUUGGUGGUGGUGGUGGUGGUGGUGCCGGAGGCAGGAGAGCUGGUUCGCAUGGAGCAGGAUUUGGCGGUUCCGAUUUUGUCCGUGAAUAUAAAGGUGAGAAUGUCACUGUACCAUUCCAAGUAUCCUUCAAAGAUGCCGUCUUCGGUGUGAAGAAUGUCAAAUUGAAUUACCAAUGCUACGAUCCGUGUUCGUCAUGUGAUGGAAGUGGGUUGAAAGCUGGACAUUCGAGAAGUGUUUGUCCUACAUGUCAUGGUACAGGUACUCAGGUACAUGUAAGAGCAGGUUUCCAAAUGGCCUCUACUUGUCAAACAUGUGAUGGUGAGGGUUCAACUAUUAAGGACAGCGAUAAAUGUGGUACCUGUCAUAGCCACGGUUUCAAAUUGAAUUCAAAUAAAACUAUCACCGUAGACUUACCUCACGGACUUCAGGACGGUGACACAAUUAGAGUACCUAACCAAGGUAGUUACCCCGGUAUGGCUAUCGAUCCGUCCAUGAAAUCUGAAUUGCAUUUAACCAGAGGCGAUUUGUUGAUUCGUGUCAGAGUCAGGAAAGACACAAGAUUCCAAGUUUCAAAUAAUUACGACAUCAUUUACACUCAGGAAAUCCCAAUUACAACGGCAGCACUAGGUGGCGUCAUUGAAGUACCCACCGUAGAGGAAGAAAAGAUCAGAUUGAAGGUCAGCUCUGGUACUCAACACGAUCAAGUCAUCAGAAUUCCAAAUAAGGGUGUCCCUCGUGGAGCUAGAGGUGACAGGGGUGACAUGCUUGUCAAGUUCAAGAUUGUUAUCAAAAAACCAAAGGAUGAAACAGAACGUUAUCUAUGGGAGACCUUGGCCCACUUGACCAAUGAUACCACUGCAAGAAGGACCAUUACUCCCUCUGGAUCGUCGGCUAAGGACAACUCUUCCUCUGCUGAUAAAGACACAGUUGAAAACAAUGAAGGAACCAUCAAGAAAUUGGAAAAUUUCUUGUCUAACACUUUAAAGAAGAUCAGAGGGGAAUGA
Messenger RNA from Kluyveromyces lactis, 1416 nucleotides. RefSeq names its product Mdj1p (gene MDJ1). The record is from RefSeq and is a predicted model, not a curated record. Gene Ontology annotation, biological process: response to heat; protein refolding. Gene Ontology annotation, molecular function: ATP binding; heat shock protein binding. Lineage: Eukaryota; Fungi; Ascomycota; Saccharomycetes; Saccharomycetales; Saccharomycetaceae. The transcript has a single exon. Gene Ontology annotation, cellular component: cytoplasm. Bases 1 to 1416 code for a protein of 471 amino acids.